Molecule: messenger RNA, 4589 nt
Organism: Peromyscus leucopus (white-footed mouse)
Lineage: Eukaryota; Metazoa; Chordata; Mammalia; Rodentia; Cricetidae
Gene: Slc6a14
Product: solute carrier family 6 member 14
Exons: 14
Coding region: 245-2161 (638 amino acids)
Biological process (GO): sodium ion transmembrane transport
Cellular component (GO): membrane
Molecular function (GO): L-proline transmembrane transporter activity
Source: RefSeq, a predicted model, not a curated record
AAUUGUUACAUGCAGGAUUACCUGGGGGAAAAACCAGAGGCUCACUUUGGUCCCUUCCGGUAAUUGAAAGGACUGGGCGACAGGGAAGGGGAGGAGAGAUCUUCCCUCCAUAAAUGGUCCCACCCCUGGGCAAGGUGGCUCACUUUGGCAGGUAGCAACCGGGGAGUGUGCACCUGCCACCAGCAGAGCUCAGCCAGACUGUGAGAAGAGGCAAGGCGGAGCACGUCAAGGGAGUGAGUGAACCAUGGACAGAUUGAAGUGCCCGAGCUUCUUCAAGUGCAGAGAGAAGGAGAAAGUGACAGCUUCAUCGGAGAACUUCCAUGUUGGUGAAAAUGACGAAAAUACGGAACGUGGUAACUGGUCCAAAAAAUCAGAUUAUCUCCUGUCUAUGGUUGGAUAUGCAGUGGGAUUGGGAAAUGUGUGGAGAUUCCCAUACCUGACCUACACCAAUGGUGGAGGUGCUUUCUUGAUACCCUAUGCAAUUAUGCUAGCAUUGGCUGGCUUACCUUUGUUCUUCCUGGAGUGUUCACUGGGACAGUUUGCUAGCUUAGGUCCAGUUUCAGUUUGGAGGAUUCUGCCAUUGUUUCAAGGUGUGGGAAUCACGAUGGUCCUGAUAUCCAUUUUUGUGACAAUCUAUUAUAAUGUCAUAAUUGCGUACAGUCUGUACUACUUGUUUGCUUCUUUUCAAAGUGUACUACCAUGGGCCAAUUGUUCUUCCUGGGCAGACAAUAACUGCAGCAGAUCACCAAUAGUAACGGGCUGUAAUGUGAGUACAGGAGCAGGAGAGAUGUUUAUGAACAUAAGCUGGGUAAAUAUCAACAACUUGACCUGCUUGAAUGGUAGCGAAGUUUUUCGGCCAGGACAACUUCCCAGUGAACAGUAUUGGGAUAAAGUGACACUUCAGCGGUCAAGUGGAAUGGAUGAAACUGGAGUAAUUGUGUGGUAUUUAGCACUUUGUCUUCUUCUAGCUUGGCUCAUAGUUGGAGCAGCACUGUUUAAAGGAAUCAAGUCAUCAGGCAAGGUGGUAUAUUUUACAGCUCUCUUCCCGUAUGUGGUCCUCCUCAUUCUGUUAAUACGAGGUGCAACUUUGGAGGGUGCAUCAAAAGGCAUUUCAUAUUACAUUGGAGCACAGUCAAAUUUUACAAAACUCAAGGAAGCUGAGGUUUGGAAAGAUGCUGCCACCCAGAUAUUUUAUUCCCUUUCUGUGGCUUGGGGUGGCCUAGUUGCGCUAUCAUCUUACAACAAGUUCAACAACAACUGUUACUCUGAUGCCAUUGUAGUUUGCUUGACAAACUGCCUCACUAGUGUGUUUGCCGGCUUUGCUAUUUUUUCUAUAUUGGGACACAUGGCACAUAUAUCUGAAAAGGAAGUCUCUCAAGUUGUGAAAUCAGGUUUCGAUUUGGCAUUCAUUGCCUAUCCAGAAGCUCUAGCCCAACUCCCAGGUGGUCCAUUUUGGUCCAUAUUAUUCUUCUUCAUGCUUUUAACAUUGGGUCUGGAUUCUCAGUUUGCAUCUAUUGAAACAAUUACAACAACAAUUCAAGAUUUGUUUCCCAAAGCAAUGAAACGCAUGAGGGUUCCCAUCACUUUGGGUUGCUGCUUGGUUCUGUUUCUUCUUGGUCUCGUCUGUGUGACUCAGGCUGGAAUUUACUGGGUUCAUUUGAUUGAUCACUUCUGUGCUGGAUGGGGGAUUUUGAUUGCAGCUAUCUUGGAAAUUGCAGGAAUCAUCUGGAUUUAUGGAGGGAAUAGAUUCAUUGAAGACAUAGAAAUGAUGAUUGGAGCAAAGAGAUGGAUAUUCUGGCUCUGGUGGAGAGCUUGCUGGUUUGUCAUCACACCCAUCCUCUUGUCUGCCAUUCUCAUCUGGUCGCUGGUGAAAUUUCACAGACCUGAUUAUGGGGACAUUCCAUAUCCUGACUGGGGAGUUGCUCUAGGCUGGUGUAUGAUUAUUUUCUGCAUUAUUUGGAUACCAAUUAUGGCGAUUAUAAAAAUAGUUCAGGCUGAAGGAAACAUCUUUCAGCGUAUCAUAAGCUGCUGUAGACCAGCUUCUAACUGGGGCCCAUACCUGGAAAAACAUCGUGGAGAGAGAUAUAAAGACAUGGCUGAACCUGCAAAGGAAACUGACCAUGAAAUACCUACUAUCAGUGGUAGUAGAAAACCAGAAUAAAAUGUCUCUUUUGAAAAUAUCUGAUUGUUAUAUAAUGUGAUUUUGUAGAGUAGGGGAACUUUUUUAAUUUAUUUGUGCGUUAAUCAAGUAGGGAAAUGUACAUGCCAUGCUCAGUACAGGGUUGUAAGUAUUUUUUUCACCUAAUCAAAAAUGAAAUAUAAAAAUGUGAAUUUAUGAAUGUUUAAUAAUGUACUUGUGUACCUUUAGGAUUAGCUAUUUGUUAAUACAUACACCCAGUACUGUUUUAAAAUGACAUUUUGUAAAUAUGAUUGUAAUAUUUCUUUUUUUAGUAUACUGAAGGUUUCCUGUGACAUGAUUACUUAGGAAAUAGUCAUGCUUUGUAUUUGGUGAUUUUAAAGAUAUUAUUUGUUUCUGUAGUGUUAAUAUGCACUUUUCUUAUACAAUAAGUCUAUGUAGUUAAAGCCAAGUGUUACACAAUUAAAGACCUCAUGUAUCAAAGUCACAAAUGGGACCGGGAGAGAUCAAUCAGUGGUUAAGAGCAAUGGCUCUUGUAGAGGGUGUAGGGUCAAUUCUUAACAUCCACAUGGUGACUAAUAUUGUCUGUAACCCCAGUUCCAAGAAAUCCAGUGUCUUCUUCUGAUCUCCAUGACACUGUAUGCGUAUGGUGUGUGUACAAUGCAGGCAAAAACCCAUACAUGGGAAAUAAAAUGAAUCAAUCUCUUUUAAAAGAAAUGUCACAAAUAUGUAGGGAGAAGACUGUAUAUGAUAUGAAGACUUUUGAAUACCUAUGAUCCAAAUAUGUCUAAACAUGUCAUCCAUUUAUUAUAGUUCAAUUUUUUCUAUGUAAACUUUAAAGUUAUACUCUUUUUAGAGUGAAAUGAGACAAAAAAUGAGGAACAGGUGGCCAGAAAGGGAUAAGUCUAGAAAAAUGAAAUAUUGAAAUUUUGAAUACAUUUUACCCUUUAUAAUAUCUUUCUUCUUUAGGUUAUAUUUGGAAUAAAACCAUGGCUCAUUUAAUUUCUAGAGUUUCAAAACAUAAGUAGUUCAUUAUAUUCUCUGAAUUCUGGAUUUAAUUGUAGAUUUGGAUGAAAUUAUUACUGAUCUGGCAUUUUUUGAUAAUGAUAUAUGUCUAACAGAUCAAGGGCAAUAAUCUUGUCUUUUGUGGAUUCAUUUUUCCUAAGAGUAAUAAAGUAUUCAUAUAUUAAUUGAUGUUAAUUGUUAAUUAAUUGUCAUUAAUAAAAUUUUUAUACUCUGGUUUCCUCACAAAUGAUGAUACCUUGUACUUUCUUAUGUAUUUUUGACAUAUGAUUUAAAAAUCACAGCUUAAGAUAACAAAAUCUAUUCUAAAUAGAUAGGGAACAUUUCAAGAGUCAUGCUGAGCAUUAGCAGAUGACAAGACUAAAAUUGUAAGUAUCAUUUUCUGUGGAUGUACAUUUGCAUUUUGGGGGAGAGUGAAUCCAUUGUUUUCAUGAAAUGUAAAAGGAACCUGUGACUCAAAAAACAAAAGCCUUUUAAGAACCAUAUACCGCUAGCUAAUUUGUACUUGGCAACUGAGUACCAAAAGGGAACGAUUUUCUCAUACAUCAAAUCUCCUCCUUCCUUCUUCUUUUGAUUAAAGAUCAAAGGAGCAAACUGAUUAAAGUGUCUCUUUAAUUAGUACAAGUAAGUGAUUCUGAAAGGAGGUGGUAUGAAGGCAUAACAAUGGGCCUAUAAGUAAUUCAUCUCAAUAAUUCACAUAUAAGAUGAACUUGUGUUGAUAUUUUGAAGGCUCUUUGUGGGUAGAUCCAAUGGUAUGAGCAAAAAAAAAAGAGCUUAAGUUUUAGUUACACUUUAUUUUAUAGAAUAUUAUGUGAGAUAGAUGAGAGACUAAAGCUUAGAAAUUUUUUUCUUCAUCGUAAUUCAAAUUGUAUUAAAACAUCCUCCCAUUGUCUUUUGGUGCUAUUUGAGGGUUGGAGUUUUCACUAAUUACAUAUGUGCAUGCAAAUUUUACAGGUGACAUUUGGAAUCUGUAGAGAAAAUUUGGGCAGAGAGAGGAUAUAAUGGAAAUAAAUGCUUUUCAAAAUCUGGCCAAAAGGAGUAGUUAAAGACUUGUAUCACUACCUUUAAGUGUGAAAAAAUAGAUCUUAAUCACCAUCUUAACUUAUGGCAAACAUAUAUUGCAGGGUGGCAAAUGACAACUCUUCUUUUCAUUUUAAACAUUUUAUAAUACUACUAAGUGGUCAUUUGCAUAAUAGACAACAGCUCCAUGUAAUUCUCCUCACUUUGGUUAAACUCUUAGACAUAUGUAGUAUUAGGCUGCAAUCAAGUAGAUGAAGAUUUUUAAACUUGAAGUUAUCAUUGCUAUUUUGUCAUCUAUAAACUUUUGAACUGUCUUUCAUUUUCUGUAAUUUAUGCUUCUACACACUUUCCCUACAAUAUACUAGCCAAUGUAUGUAAUUGAUUAUUGAAAUAAAAUGUAAGCAAAGUA